Cuscuta campestris is the source of this 750-nucleotide messenger RNA. The record is from the annotation of a GenBank genome assembly. Lineage: Eukaryota; Viridiplantae; Streptophyta; Magnoliopsida; Solanales; Convolvulaceae.
AUCUCCAUUAAUUAUAACUCUCCCGUCUCCUUCCCCUUCUUCUCCCCCCCCCUCUCUCUCUCUUCGGUCCAGCCAUGAUGACGUCAGGCGGUACGGACCAGAGAAGGGAAUUCGCCGUCGCCGGCGGCGGCGAAGGAUCUUCAUCCACGUCACGACUAAUGGCGGCGGCGAUGGCCACGCACCAGGUGCCGCCGCCGGUCCCGGUCCCGCAGCUCAGCCGCUACGAGUCGCAGAAGCGGCGGGACUGGAACACCUUCGGGCAGUACCUCCGGAACCAGCGGCCGGCGCCGGUGGCCCUGUCGCAGUGCCACUACACCCACGUCCUCGACUUCCUCAAGUACCUCGACCAGUUCGGGAAGACUAAGGUUCACCUGCACGGCUGCGUGUUCUUCGGGCAGCCCGACCCCGCCGGCCCGUGCACCUGCCCGCUCCGCCAGGCCUGGGGCAGCCUCGACGCCCUCAUCGGCCGGCUCCGGGCAGCCUACGAGGAGAACGGGGGGCUUCCCGAGGCCAACCCGUUCGCCAGCGGGGCGAUUCGGGUGUACCUCCGGGAAGUCAGGGAUUCUCAGGCGAAGGCCAGAGGGAUCCCAUACAAGAAGAAGAAAAAGAAGAACUGAAAGUUCCAAAUAAAAAGUACACAUGCAUGUGUGAUUAUUGUUUUCAAUGAAUCUUUAAAAUUCAAGGUUAAAUGGUUUUAAUCAUCACUUUGAGGUUCAAUUAAUAGUGUGUCAUUAAAUGACAUGGUCAUGG